UAUUGUGUAACAACACGGGACUGUGAUCAUGUACAAAUAGUGGCAAAAAGUUCCCAGCCAGUCGUCCCACGACUUUACAGCCUAUAAAAAGAUCCCGGAGCUUUCCCUGCGUUAAAAAAACUAGGACCUUGUGCUAUCCCUCCAUUGUUCGAAGAGUUCUUUAAUAUUAUAACCAGGUAGAUCAUGGCUUCCAGCCCAGUGAGUGUUGGCGAAGAUGACGAACCAUUGAUUGGAGGAGCGAGAAAAAGAGGCAAAGUUCGGAAGGAGAGUGAGCACAAACGUCGCCUUAUGAUGAACCAGUAUUUUGACGAGCUGGUCAUUCUCCUCUCCAUGGUAACCGAGACCGUUUCCUCUCGUAAAAUGGACAAAGUCACGACACUACACGAAGCUGUUAGUUUAUUUAAACUAUACUAUGACUUGGACCAAAGCCAGGGCCCAACUUCAAAAGCUAACGAACAGCUCCAUCAAACGUAUCGACCAGAGUACCUCCAAUUUGGCGAUGCUGCCUCGUUUAUUCUCGACUCACUUGGCGCCUUUUUAAUGGUUUUAUCAGAAACAGGGCGGAUCCUAUACAGUACUGACCUCAUCACUUCUCUGACUGGUUACCUACCAUGUAGAGUUGUGGGUCAAACCAUUUACGAUUGUCUCCAUACAGACGAUCAUUUCAUCAUUAAGGAUCUCUAUCGGGUAUCGGGUGAGGAGGGAGUGGCCUGGAAUAGAAAGGACUCGCCCAUUAUAUGUUACCCUCCAAAGAGUCUCCGGUGUCGAUUUAAGAUAUUCUCAAACGACAACUCAAUGUCGGGAUCUAGCAGAUCAUUCUCUUGCUUGUCAUAUUUGAGACAAUGGAAGGAAGUUCCAGCUGAUAAUACCAGGAGCCCAAUGGGUGAUUCCUGUAGCUCAAGGGACGACACUGGACUAAUGACACCUGACACUCCGGUCUGCUGCCUGCUCCUCAUAGCUAAACUGGACGAGAACCUCUCGAUAGUUGAUGAGCCAUUCAUUAGUAAUGGAUCCAUAGAGUUCUCUUUUGACAUACGAGUCAGUAGAGAAGGGAAGAUACUGGACAUGAGCAAGCAGGCUAGUCUAAUUCUUGGAUACACUUCAAAUGAGCUUGUUGGGUCUCUCUUCUUUGACUACGUCGAUCCAUUUCAUCUCGAAAAAGUCUCGGAGUCGAUACUCGAGUUUUUAAAGAAAGGACUCGGAGUCUCUCAACCUUAUAGACUCAUAUCUAAAAGCCUCAGGUCGGUGUGGGUGGUAUCUAAAGGAUUCCUCUCGUAUAAUCCUUGGAAUCACAAACCAGAUCAUAUUCUACUACAGUGUAAGGUCCUUGGAUGUGACGAGAUACUCCCAGAGAGUCGGUUUAGUCAUGAUAGUCGAUACUUGCCUGAUCUUAAAGGAAACGAGUUUUACAGACCCGGCCCCGUGACUCCUGCUCAACCAGUUCCUGAACCAAGACCAGUUAGAAGACAGCAGCAGCAGCAGCCACCUGUUGCUCUACCACCUAAACCACCUCCUUCUCUCCCUCCCCUUCCUCCUGUGUCUCUCGCUCCUGUCCAACCUUUGACCAGCCCAGCCAAUCAGCAGAGACACGAGGAGAGAAGAGGAGGAGGAGAGAGAGAGAGGUCUCUUUUGGAUGAGGUGAAGAGAGAGUUGGAGAGGAAGAACCAAGAAUUGUUCGAGAUGCAGCAAAAGGUGCUAGCUCAGCAGCAGCUUAUAGAGCAAGAGAGACAUCAGUUCUAUCAAGUCACAAACCAAGUCAUGAAUUUCAUCGGAUCUCAGCAACAGAACAUUGGGACUAACACAGACCCAUUGAGCGGGAUGGAUAUACAUCCGAGUAUGGCCAUGAUGAUCCGUAACUCGUCAGUACAAACCCCACCCCCUCCUCUCGGCCAGGGGAAAACCCCCAACUUUCAGUUAUCGUUGCAACAGCAACAGCAACAAUCGUUUAACUCGUCUCUAUCAAUGCCUACACCCACCACUCCUAAUUCUGCUGCCAGUGAGGGUGGGAUGAUGUCAUCAGGCCAACUGACCAAUCAAAUGAUGGGUGGUAUUCCUCCCCCAGGUCACAUGAGCACUAGCACGAGUCACAUGACUCAAAUGACCAAUCAGAUGAGUCCGAUGAUGCCACCCCCACUCCCUCCAUCAACUCACAUGGCUAGUGGAGGAUAUCCAAAUAAGGAUAUGUCGUACAAUAAUCACAUGACUUCUGGUCAGCCGCCUGCCCAAAUGGACAUCCCGUUCCCUGGUAUGCUAAAUCAAACAUCGUCUGCUAGUUCACUAUAUGCGUCACGCGAAACGUCAGCUGCAUAUCCACCAAAUCAAGAGAGCAUCCCUCCAAACGAUAACUACUUACCGUCUUACCUUCCCUCAAGUUUAUGUGAAAUGACUGAUCCUAUUUCUGCUCCUCCUCCCUCGUUCUCUUUUGCUUCUACUACUCCUCCCUCUUCCUCUCUCUCUAAUCCAGCCGAUCAGCAGCAAAGGCUCCUGCUUGAUCAUCUACAGCAGUUGUAUCGCUCUUACAAUGGGACUAGUUGAAUUAAAUUAAUUCCUGUCUUUAUGUACAUGUACAUGUAUUUAUUAUAUUGUCGUGUUUCCCACUUAAAAUUUAGUAUUUAAUGUAAUAUAAUAGUACUACAGACAGAUUAAUGUGUCGAAA
Messenger RNA from Amphimedon queenslandica, 2656 nucleotides. Its product is annotated as circadian locomoter output cycles protein kaput-like. The record is from RefSeq and is a predicted model, not a curated record. Gene Ontology annotation, molecular function: protein dimerization activity. Gene Ontology annotation, biological process: regulation of DNA-templated transcription. NCBI's taxonomy places the organism in Eukaryota, Metazoa, Porifera, Demospongiae, Haplosclerida, Niphatidae. The transcript has 3 exons. Bases 184 to 2535 code for a protein of 783 amino acids.